Closterium sp. Naga37s-1 is the source of this 13389-nucleotide messenger RNA. The record is from the annotation of a GenBank genome assembly. Lineage: Eukaryota; Viridiplantae; Streptophyta; Zygnematophyceae; Desmidiales; Closteriaceae.
AUGUCCCUUGCUCCUCAUGUGGUGGCCGUGUGUGUGGAUCUGCUUGCUGAUGCCUUGCAGCACGCUGGCGAGCACCAUGAAGCCCACCCGCCGGAGAAAGAAGAGGAUGAGGAGGAGCGGAAGAAGGAGAAGAAGGAAAAGAAAGAGAAGAAAGAGAAGAAGGAGAAAAAGGAAAAGAAAGAGAAGAAAGACAAGGGGGGUGGAGAAGAGGAGGAGGAUGAGAAGAAAAAGGAGAAGAAGGAGAAGAAGGAGAAGCACAAGGAGGAACUUCAUGCUGCGCAUGAGGAGACAGCGAAAGCAAAGGCAGAGCUGGAGGAGCUGCGAGGGCAGCACGAACGGCUCGAGGCGCAGCUGAAGGAGCUGACGCAGCAGCAGGAAGCCAAGGAUGCGGCGGCGCGUUCAGGAGCGGAAGCAGAGGCGGAAGCUGCAGCGCUGCGGGGCCGACUGAGUGAGGCGCAGGCGGAGGUCAGUGCGGCGCAAGAGAAACUCAGUGCGCUGCAGGAAGAGCUUUCCGCCGUGCAGGGGGAGCUAUCUGCGGCCAAGGAGGAGUUAUCCACCGCGCAGGGGGAGUUGAAUAGUGUGCGCGUGCAGCUGGAAGAGGCGCAGGCGGAAGGAGAGGCCCUGCGCAAGGCAGAGGGAGAGAUGAAGGAUGAGGUUGAGAGAGUGAAGGAGGCAGCGACAACAGCGCAGCAGCAGCUGGAGCAGCAGCUGGCAGUGAAAGAUGCAGAGAUGCAGCAGCUGCAGGCGGACGUCAAGGAUCUGCAGAAGAAGCUGGAGGAAAGCAGCAAGCAGGCCAUUGACGGGGGAGGGCUGGCAGCGGCGCGUGUGGACGAUGGAGCAGCAGGAGCUGAUUCAGCAGCGGGGUUGAAGGCAGCUGAAGCAGAGUUGGCGCGGCUGAGAGAGGAGGUGAGUGACUGGAAGGAGCAUGCGGAGGAGAUGGCUAGGGAGAAGCUGGAGAGGGAGAGCGCAGCAGAAGCUGAGCAAGAGCAGCGGCAGCUCCUGGUGAGUGUGCGUUCACCUUUUGCAACUAGAGUCCGUUGGGUGUCCCCUGCACCACUGCUCCCGCCCCUUCCCUCCAGCUGGAACUUGCUCCUCCAUUCCCUCUCUCCCACCCUUCCUGUACUCCGCAUUUUCUGUUGGCUGCUGGUGUGUUCCGUACGGUGCUCAAUCCACCUCCCUUCCCAUUUUCCGCCUGUCGCCUUCUGCCUUCGGUCUCGCCCCAACCUGUCGUCCUUCUUACAGGAGCAACAGCUGCAGGAGGCCAAGCGGGAGGUGGAGGAGCUGCGGCAGCGGAGCCAGCAGUGCGAAACUGAUGCGGAGACAGCAGGUGUCCCGCUGCAGGUGGCAGGUUCAGCUGAAGGGUUGGAUAGAGCAGGGGAGACAGAAGAAAGUUUAGGAGAAGGGGAAGUAAGAGAAGUUUCGAUAGCAGGAGGGGUGAAUGAGGCAGGAGGGCUCGGGGAGGGCGCGGAGGCGGAAUGGAGGCGGCGCUUGGAGGAGCUGGAGGGGCAGCUGAGGGCAGCAGAGGCACGCGCGGCCUCUCUGGAAGCAGCUGUGGCGGCUGGCGGGGGAGAGGCGCAGGUCAUUGCUGAGCGCACUGGUGACGAUGGUGGGAAGAACGAAGAGGAGAGAGAGGGACGUGUUGAAGAUGGUGAGAGUGCUGACCAGCCUGCGGGUGCAGAAGAAGGAGAGGAUGUGGAGGUGGCAGACGGGGAGGGGGAAGAAGCAGUAGGUGCGGGAGGGUCCAAGGAUGCUUUUGAGAUGAAGCCACGUGCAAUCCGUGCAAGUGCGUCUGCAGAAGGUAGGCAGGAGUUAGACCUGGCAGGCGCGAUGGCCCUGGUGGAGGAACUGGAGAUGGAGCUGGAGGCAGCGCGCGUGGAGGUGCAGCAGCUCAAGGACGCGGGCGACGAGCUGCAGGCCAAGGUGGAGGCGCUGGAGGAGGAGAAGGAGGAGGUGGCGCGCGAACUGGAAAUCACCAGCGAGGACCUCAGGAAGGAGAGAGACCUGGCGGCGGAGGCAGGGCUGGUGGCCGAGGAGGAGUGGCGGAAGAGACAGGAGGCUGAGCGCGCUAAGAAGGAGCUUGAGAGAGAGCUGGCUAAGAAGGGAGGCAAUGCUGGCACUGGUGGCGCCGGUGCUGGUGCCGGGUCUGCAGCACAGGGCGGGCACAAGGAAGGGGAGGACGGGGCGGGGAAGAAGGAAGGUGCGGAGCAUGGCAAGCAGGGGGGUGGUGGGGUUGGAGAUGGGGCAGCAGGCGGACAGGAUGGGGACGAUGGGAUGCACGAGCCGUCAGCAGAGGUGUGUCAGGUGAAUCUGAAGCUGGAGCUGUCAGAGAUGCGUCGCGAGGCACAGGGCAUGCGCCUCAACCUGCACAACUCCAAGCUCGCCCUCGCUGCUGCCGAGGCAGAGGUUGUUCGGCUGACGGUGCGCGUGGCGUUUGGGCGCGUGCUGCUGCAGCUGGUGUCACGGUCGCGAGAGAUGCACGAGGAUGAGCUGAUCAUGGCCACACGCAUGGUGGAGGAGGCCAAGGUGAGGGAGAGCGCAGUGGAGCGCAACCUCUUCUCUCUGCUCAAUGAGAUUGCCCGCCUGAUCAAGGAGCAGCAGAUGCAGGCCAAGAACAACGGCGCCACGUACCUCAAGUAUAAGAUAGGCCCGGCGGAGAUCGAGGUCGUGAAGGAGGACCUGAGGCAGCUGGUGCGGUGGGUGCAGACCAAGGCGACGCUGGCCGAGAAGGGGCGCCAGAAGAACAGGGCUGCACGCGUGGGUGCUGCAGGCGUCGCAGAUGCAGCGGCAGCCACCGCAGCUGCGGCAGCUGCUGCCAAUGCUGCAGCGACACGUGCGACUGUAGAGGCGGUGAAGCGGGGUGGGGUCGCAGGAUUGGGCGGGGAGAGCGGGCGGGACUCGGUGGUGCAUGGGGGUCCCGAGAUGGUGGUGCAGCUGGAGAGGGAGCUGGAGGAGGCGAAGGCGCGGUCAGAGGAGGCGGAGAAGCUGCAUGCCAUGGUGGAGGGCGUGCGGGAGAAGGAGAGGCGCACGCGCGAGGAGGUGGAGAGGGAGCUGCGCGCGGCACAGGUUAAAGUGGCGGAGGCGGAGAUGAUGGUGCAGCAGGUGGACGCCCUGCGCAACACAGCGUCCGUGCUGGCUGCAGAGCUGACGGAAGAAGUGAAGGAGACCAAGGUGAAGAUGCUGGAGGCGGAGGAGGUGGAGGGGCGCAUCACUGCACUCGAGGCCACGGAGAAUGUCAUCAAAGCGGAUCUUGAGGUGAAGAGCCUACGGCUGAGGGAGAUUGACCGGGACUACCCGUACCUCAUGGCGCAGGUGGCGGCAGACGGUGCGCCGGCCAAGCCACGUGGGUCGAUCUUUUCCCUGGGGCGAAGCUCAGCAGAGGCUGCGGCAGUGGCAGCGGCGUCGGCAGCGGCCAAGGAGAGGAAGCGGCUGCUGGAUGAGAUCCGUGUGAUGCGCGAGCAGCUCAUCUGGACGCAGGGCUCGCUCACCAAGAGCCGCCAGCGCCUGCCUGAGCUCUACCAGGUGGGUCAUGGGUUAGAGCAGUUGGUGAAGAAAGAGGAAGUGAUGUCGGCAGUGGAGGGCGGUGUUGAGGCAAAGGAGUGUAGGCGCAAGGUAGAGGAGAAGGAGAAGGAACAGAAGCGUGUGCGGCAGUGGCUGGCAGAGCACGAGCCUAUCAUUGCAGCCAACCAGGCCAGGCAGGCUCAGACCGCUGCUGCUGCUGCUGCCCUUGCUGCCUCCGCUCCUCCUCGCACUGCUCCUGCUCGUGCUUCUGCCCCUGCCCCUACUCCUGCUCCUGCGCCUGCGCCUGUUCCUGCUGCUAGUUUGGGCGGGUGGGGUUUCUCUAGUGACUCCAGCCAUAGUGCUGCCAGUGGUGGUGGUGGUGGUGGUAGUGGUGGUGUGCCUCUGCCUGCUCACUUGGCAAGUGCACGAGUGGUGGUGCCAUCAGCCACGAGCUCUGUGGGCGCUGCUGUGGCCAAUGCUGCUCACGUCGCAGCAGCCAUGGCUGCCGCAGCAGCAGGAGCGGAUGAGAGCCUGCGUUUCCAUUGCGUUUCCACUGCGUGUGCCUGGAUUCUUCUUUCCGUAACUCUUCGCUGUGGUGUGUGCCACUCCGCAUCAUCUGUGCUUACUGCUGCGCCAUCCCACUUCUUGCAUUCCCUUGCUGCGCAGAAGGAGGAGCCAGAGCAUGUGGAGGAGGAGUUUGAGGAGCCAGCACGUGAGCAGAUCAUCAUGCUGCCACCGCUCACCAACGACAGUGUGCUCUCCAAUGCCAUUGCUGCCUUCGCCAAAGCCAACAGCACCACCAAGAUUUCCCCUCUUCAAACACCCUCGCCUCCUCCCCCCACUCCGUCUGGUCCACCCCCCAUGGCCCAUGGUAUGCCCCCGCCUGCCCUUCCCACUUCCCCUCCUCAUGCUCCUGCUGUUCCGUCCUCCCCUCCCUCUGCAUCGCCGGUUCCUGCUUCUGGUGCCGAUGCUGGAGCCAUUGACGAUGCUCAUGCGGAUGAUGCUGCUGCUGCUAUUUCUUCAGUUGCGGCUCCUGCAGUUGCGGCUGUUGUUGAAGAGAUGAACGAGGGAGAGAAGAAGUGCGAGGAGGAGCACGUGGAGGAAGAGGACAGUGAGAAGGAACAGGGAGAGGUUGAUGAAGUGAAGGGAGCAAGUGAAGGAGAGGGACGCAAUGUGGAGGAAGGAGAGGAAGAAAACUCGGACGCACAUGGAAGCGAGGGUAACAAGGUGGAGGAGGCGAAGGAAGAGGAUGACAAGUUGGAGGAAAACGUGGAGAUUGGAAGCAAGGACGAGGAUGCACCACUGCAAGCGGUAGCGGCAGAGGAGGCAAGCGUGUCAAGCAACUUGGAGCCAGUGGAUAUUGCCACACAACAGGCACAACCACCUCUUUCUGCUGAUGAGGUCACUGUCGCCACGCACACUGCACCUGCUGUUGUCUCUGAGCCGACACGUUCAGAGCAGGAGGAGAGCCAGUGUGAGGAGGGCCCUUCUGCCUCCCUUGCAUCUGUUGAGUCUCCUCCAGGUACUGAUGCUGCUGUUGACAGUGCCGAAGCCAGUGAUACGCCCACUGAACGGCAGGAGGACCCAACUCAAGAACGCGCGGAGGCAGAAUGUCUCCCAACAGCAGAGCUUAUUGAUGCUGCGGCCAUUGAUGCCUCUGAGGCUGUAGCUGAUGCGGCUGACGUGGCUGAGUCUGUUCCUACCUCUGCUGAACUGGCGGAUGCUCCUGACGUAGAGCCGGAUGUGGUGGAAGAGGAGCAAGCAGCAGGGCUAUCAGAUGCCUCUUCUGUUGCUCACACCCUUGAUGGUCAGAAUGUGCAUGAGGCAGAGGCAGCUGCAUCUCCAACUGUGUUCCUAGGAGGUGAGGAGGAUGCGGAAAGAGAUGCGCCCGAUGAUGCAGCUGCCCCGCCAGCACCUGCUGUGGCGGACUCCCUUCAGGCGCAUGUUGCUGAAGGUGAUGAGGCCGCAGUACGCGAUGCCCCUGCAUCCGGCACUGCUGAUCGGGACACAGCCACAGCUGGAGAGAGCAAGGUUGUUGGUGACUCGGCGUUGGAAGGGGAAGAGGCGCAGCAGAUGGCAAUAUCUGGAAUGGAGGAGGGGCGUGCUGGUAGGAGUGCGCUUGUUGCCGCACUGGCUGAGGGGGGUGUAAGCCAAGAUGGGGCAGAGGAGAAGUUUGAGAAGCUGGCGGGGAAUGCAGGGGAGCAGAGCAGCGGAGCUGAUGAGCGCCAUGCUCAAUCUUUAUCGCCCCUCCUCUCUUCACUUCCCCUUUUUGGGAAGCCCCACCCUUUUCCCCUCAUCUCCUCUUGCUUCCUCACUCCCUUCAUUCCUCAUUAUGCUCUUGUUGUGCAGCCAUGGUCCUCUCCCCUCCUCCCGUUUAAGCCAAAGCCUUUGCUAAAGCACCCCUGCACCGCCACCGUGACCAGCAUCACUGUCGUCUUUUCCAUCACCUGUCGCAGCGUUCAUUCGUGCGGAGCCUCGCUACCAGCAAAACCUUCCCCAGGAUCCCCUCCUCGUCCUUCCCGCUCCCCGGUUACCGUCACCUCUCGCCGCAACUUACCCCAUUGCGCGCGCUCGUUGCCGGCAGUGGCAGCGCGAAGCAUGCAUGGGUCGGCCGGGGUCAGCCCAGGAGGGUGUGAGGGGAGCAGGAGCAGGGUGGGAGCAGCAACAGGAGGAGGCGAUGGGGGAGAGAGUGAUGCGGCCGCUGCUGCCGCUGAGCUGGGGGAGCAAGCAGCGGUGGCCGUGGGGCUCAAGCCGCGGGGGCUGCUGCCUCUGGAGCGGUUAGAGUUCAGGGACCUGCUGCGGCGCAAGGGAGCCAUGGCGGGGUACCUGCAGUGCCGCAACAUGGUGCUGACGGCGUGGUACGCGGACGUGUCCCAGUCGCUGCCACUCGCGGCCUUUGGCGUGCCGUGCAUGCCCCUGCCGGGCGAGCCCGCGUGGCAUGGCGUCAUGCGCCACGUGUACUCGUUCCUCAACGACAAGGCCUUCAUCAAUCUCUGCAAGGCCGGAGACAUCCCCGCCUCGCCCGCCCCCUGUUGCCUCUGUACCCCAGCUGCACCAGAGGCACCAGCAGCAGCAUCAGCAGUCAAGCCUCCAACCACCCUCUCCCCAGCAUCGCCAACCCCAUCUCUGCACGGGCGGCGGGUGGUGGUGGUGGGCGCGGGGCCGGCAGGGCUGACAGCAGCGCGGCACCUGGUGCGUCUGGGGGCGCGCGUGGUGGUGCUGGAGGCGAGGGAGCGCGUGGGGGGGCGCGUGCACACGGACUGGACUUCCCUCUCCGUGCCCGUGGACCUGGGCGCCAGCAUCAUCACAGGCGCCGCCCCCGACGUGCACGACAACCUCCCCCCGGAUCUCUCCGCGCUGCUGUGCCAGCAGGCGGGGUUGCCGUGUGUGGUGUUGAGAGAGGCGUGCCCGCUGUACGAUGCGGUGAGUGGGGGCAGGGUGGCGGCGGAUGUGGAUGCGCGCGUGGAGCGCCAGUUCAACCGCCUGCUGGAUGAUCUUGCGGGGGUGGCGGCGCAGCAGGGGCAGGGCGCUGUGCACAUGUCCAUGGCUCAGGGCGUCAUGCAGACGCUGGGGGAGGCGUUUGGGCGGGAGAAUCUGGUGGGCGUGCAUGGGUCGCUGGUGGAGGGGCAGGGGCUGGAGCGGGUGCGGGUGGAGGGGGAGGGUGGAGGGGACGGGGGGAAGGGUGGUAGUGGAAGGGAGGCGUGCGCAGAGGAGUUUGGCGGAAAGAGAGGGGUGGGAAACAAGGAGGGGGUGGGGAGGGGCGGAAUGAAGGGGAUGGCGGCUGAACGGGCGCGCAGGGAUAGCUUGGGUAGCAGGCACAAGUACGAUGGGGACAGUAAUGGUGGCGGCGGUGGUGCGUUUGAUGCUGCCGUGUGUGGGGGGGGAGCGACGGCACUGAGUAUCAUUACGGGUGGCAAGUGGAACGGCGCUGCUACACCUGCUGUGGUGGAUGGCAGUGGUGCUGCAGAGGACGGAGGGGGCGGUUGUGAGGGCCUUGCGGCACAGGCCGUCGUGGGGAUGAAGGAGAAAGGUGAGAUGAAGGAGAAAGGUGGGAUGAAGGAGAAAGGUGGGAUGAAGGAGGAGCAGCAGGAGGUUGUUGAUGGUGGCCUGGAGACAAUGGGUGGGGUACAUGAGAAGCAGGGGAUGGGAGACGAAGUGGAAGUGAGAGAGGUUGGGAAGGAGAGUGGAGAAGGAAAGGAGGAGAAGGAGGAGGAGGAGGAGGAGGAGGAGGAGGAGGAGGAGGAGGAGGAGGAGGAGGAGGAGGAGGAGGAGGAGGAGGAGGAGGAGACGGUGGGCAUGGUGGAUGAGGAAGGCAAGGGCGAGUGGGGGGCGGAGUUGAAGAAGGAAAGUGCAGAUGGGGAGGGAAGGGUACAAGUGGAGACGGAUGGAGAGGAGGGUGGUCAGGAGAAAGCACAAGAGGGGCAGGAGAGAAAAAAAGAGGGGCAGGAGAAAACACAAGCGGAGCAGGUGAUGAAACAAGAGGGGCAGGAGAAGGAAAGCCAAGAGGGGCAGGAGAAAACACGAGUGGGACAAGUAGAAACACAAGAAAGGCAGGAGAACUCACAGGAGGAGCAGCAGGCAGCAAAGGAGGGAGCGAGGGCAGUAGUCACGAGUGUAAGUGAAGCGACGGGUGUAAUGAGCCAUGCUGGUGAGGGUGGCACCGAGGAGCCGUGUGCAUUCCCCUCCAUGGGCCAUGGCGGGGAGAGCGAGGGGCAGCAGGGGGCUGGAGAGGCGUCUGUAAUGGGAGAGGAGAGGGAGGGUGGCAUGUGUGACGGUGGUGGGGAUGUGCGGGACAGCAGGGAGGGUGGUUGUGGAAGCACGGAGGGGUGUGGCGGAAUGGUGCAAGCCAAGAGUGACUCUCCAGAAGGGCUUAGGUGGAUGGGGAAGAGGAAGCGAGCAGGGCUGGAGCCAACGGAGUCAGGACACGUGGCAGCAUUGGGUGGGCAAGGAGGGCAGGAGGCAGUGAGAGCACGAGGGGCGGUGGUACAGAAUGAGCGGAGCAGCAAGAGGGCGCGGAGAGGCGAGGGGGAGGAGGGGAGGGCGGGCAGUGGAGAUGCGGCGGAGGCAGCAGGAAGAGGAGCGGGUGUUGUGAAGGAGGGGGGUAAAGGGUCGAAGGUGCAAGCGAGUCGCGAAGGGGGGAAGGGCGAGGGUGGGGAUGCAGACAAGAGUGGGGAGAUUGGGAGGGGUGCAGGCGGCAUGGAGGUGCGGACGAGGGCUCAAGUGAGGCGCGCAGAGAGGCUCAAGGCGGAGCAAGGGGCGCCGGGGGCAGCGAGGGUCCCUGGGGAUUGGGAGGACGGAUCAGCGUGGGUGAGUGGAAGCGACAAGCAGCGGGGCGCGGUGAAGGUAGAUAGUGCGAUGGGGCAGGACGUGCAUGGGGUGGGGGAGUCUGGGAAGGGAGGAAGGGAUGAGAAUGGAUGUGUGCAGGGUGGGGAGCAGGUGCAGGAGAGGGCGAGAGGGCCCGUGACUCGCCGGCAGAGCAGAGGCGCGGUGGAGAGAGAGCAGCGCAGCAGAGAGAGCAGCAGGGAGAGACAUGGCCAUGGGGAGCAGGGCAGGGAGGCAGUUAAGAGGGGCACGAGUGCGCAGGCAGGGGGGCCAGUGAGGGCUGGCAGGCUUCCUGGUGAACAAUCGUCAGAGAGGGGUGUGAAACGGGAGGGAGGAGGGAAGGGCGCGGAGGCGAGGGGCAGCAGAAGCAAGGUGGUGAGGGACGUGCGGAGGCGGUCCAUAGCUGACCUGGUGGCGGUGCUGGAUAGCAAGGAGGAGGGCGCAGUGGGGGAGAGCGGGCAGAGCCUGAAUGGGCGGGACCAGGAGAGGAGGGACGUGGAGCGGCGGGUGCUGGGGUGGCACUUUGCGAACCUUGAGUACGGGUGUGCCACGGACCUCACACGCCUGUCACUGCCCUUCUGGAACCAAGAUGAUGCGUUUGGGGGGUUUGGUGGGCCGCACUGCAUGGUGAAGGGCGGGUUUGCGCGCGCCAUGGCGCAGCUGGCUCAGGGCGUGGACGUGCGCCUGGGGCAGCCUGUCACUGAGGUGGCGUGGGGGGGGGAUGCGGGCGUGCACAAGGCUGGGGCAGCGGCGGGGAGCACGGAGGUAGUUGCUGACAUGGAGCAAGAGAUGAAGGCGGCCGGCGCCGUGGCGUUCUCACCGCCGUUGCCUGCAUGGAAGGCACGGGCCAUCGAGCGGCUGGGGUUUGGGACGAUCAACAAGGUGAUUCUGGAGUUUGAGCGCGUGUUCUGGGACCCCCAUGUGGACUACUUUGGUGCUGUCGCCCACCCACACCCCUCGCAGCGCGGCAACUGCUUUCUUUUCUGGAACCUGCAGCGCACCUGCGGUGCUCCUGUGCUGGCGGCGCUUGUUGUGGGGCACGCUGCCAUGGCCAUGGAGGGCCGCGGGGAGGGGGAUGGACAGGCGGAGGGGACUGUUGUGGAUGAAGCUGGGAAGGAGAAGGGGGGCGGUGGAGGCGAGGGGGCGGUGGGACGAGGGAGGGGGAAGGAGGAGAGUCGUGGUGAGGGCGGUGGGAAGAGGGAAGGGGGUGAGCGUGCGAGGAGGAGGAGUGCACGGCUCAGGAGGGCGGAGGUGGGCAGUGCAGAGGAUGAGAGGCAGGGGGAGGGGGGGAUGGCGGAAGGGGAGAGGCAGCGGAAGGAGCGUGUGGUGCAACAUGCAGUGCGUGUGCUCAAGACCGUGUUCGGCCGCCGCAACGUGCCCAAACCCAAGGCUGCUGCCGUCACCUUCUGGGGCACUGACCCUUACAGCCGCGGUGCCUACUCGUACGUGCCAGUGGGGGCGUCGGGGCGGGACUACGAUCUGCUGGCGCAGCCGGUGCGCGCGCGCGUGUUUUUUGCAGGCGAGGCCACGAGCAGGGAGCACCCCGACACCGUGGGCGGCGCCAUGCUCAGCGGGCGCCGCGAGGCAGUGAGGAUCGCAGGCGUGCUGCAGGGAGAGGGCGAUGUGUGGGAGCAGGCUGAGGCGGCUGCUGCUGCUGUGGUGCAUCGGCAGACGGACGAGGAGCGCGAGGAGGUGCAGUGGGUAAGGGAAGUUUUGGGGGCCGCGGAGAGAGGGGGACGAGAUGGUGGUGAGUGGGGGAAUGGGGUGGAAACGAAGGGAGUGGAGAAGGGAGUGGAUGGGGAGAAGGGAGAGAGAAGCGCUUUGGGGGAUGACGAUGGUGGGAUAAGAAGAGGUGGGGGGUUGAGAAGCAAUGGUGAUGCUAAUGGGGAGGAUGCAGGAGAGCAGGGUGGGAGGCAGUCCUUGGGGAGGGAGGGCACAUGGCAUGCGUGGGCGGACCUAGACAUAGGGCAUAGCGCAUGUGUGCAGGCGGAGGGGGAGGAGAGGACGGCCAGGGAGGGGCCUGAAAAAGAAGCUGGUGAUGGCAGAGGGGUGCAGCAUGUGAGGGCGGCGGGACAGGUGUGUGAGAAGGGUGUCGAGGUUUGCGGUGCGGUGGACGAGGAGGGUGGGGUGCGGGUGGCUGGGCAUGGGGAGGGGGAACUUGAGAGGCUCAGCGAUGAGGGGGUGAUUGGGGAGGCGGGGCAAGGGGGGCGGAGUUUGAGCGAGCAGGGGGGUUCAGGUGACGUGGGGAAGGGCAAUGGGCUGGGAGUUGCGGUGCAUGGCGUGCACACGAAACAGGAAGGGGAGGCGGUGAGACAGGAGCGGGGCAAGGGAGGGGUUGCGAGAGGGGAGAAGGGCGGGGAGGAGGAGAGGGCGUUGAGGAGGCGAGAGACGCAGGGAGAGCUGCGGCGAGGUGCGGCACUGGCUGCUGUGCUGCGCAUGUCUGGCGGACUGCGCAUGGGCGUGGCAGCAGCAGGCAGCGCGGAGGGGCGGGGGGAAGGGAAUGGCAGGCAUGGAGUGGGUGUGGAGAGGGAAGGGGGCGUGCACACGGUGGGGGGGCGCGUGUUUGUGUGCCGCGAGCUGCUGCAGCUGCCCAGGAGGGUGCUGGAGGCCGUGGCGGGCAGCAGGGAGGGGCUCGAGCGAAUCAGCGAGUGGAUCGUGGAGUCCCUGCACUGCAGCUUGUCCCAGGUGCUCACUGCGUCUCUGCGCCUGCUGCUUGCUGCCGCCACGUGCCCGCGAUGCGUGCGCUCCUCAGGAGUGGCGGUGUGUGUGCGUGCGCUGCUGACCGUGCCACGUGUGGGCAGGGAGGUGCGGUCGCUGGCAGCGCGGCUCAUGCGCCUCUGGCACACGCUGGGCCACUUCCCUGCCCCCACCGCUGCUGCUGGGGGGCGCACCGCUGCACUUGCAGGCACGGGGGAACGGGCAACGGGCGAGGGCCAGGAGAGGGGUGAGGCAGAGGCAAGAAGUGAUGGGGUGGAGGUGUGUGGAGCCGUGGGAGGGGGGUUGGCAGGGGGCAGCGCGAGAGAGGAGGACACUGAGGGAAUGGAGGGAGAGACGGGAAGAGGAGGAGGGAGCAGGGUGGAAGGUGAGGGAGGGGAGCAGAUGAGAGGGGUGGUGGGUGGCAGCCUGCACGCAGAGGCUCGUGAUGGGUCGGAUGGCGGCUUGGGUGGUGCGGCAUGCAAUGGUGGUCAGCAGAGAGGAGGGGCAAGGCACGGGCAGGGAGCAAGUUGGGAAGAAGGGAGUGGAAUGAAGGAGGGUGGAGGGGCUGAGAGCAUGAAUGGCGAGAGUUCUGGGGUGAUGGCGGAAGGGAUUCCGCAUGCAGGCGGGCCAGUCACCCAUGGCUGCUGCCCACCCAUCCGCAACAGCAGCUGGCAGCACGCACCAUUAGCUGCUGCCACAGCAGCAGCAGCAGCAGCAGCAGCAGCAGCAGCAGCAUCGCAGGGCAAGCAGCAGCAGGUUACUCGGUUGCGCAGCCAGCGGCAGUCGCCCCUGGCAGGUGGGGCGGCUGCAGCACAUGGGGCUGGCGGCGGCAUGGGGGGAGGCCGAGGCAGGACAUGGCAGCAGAGUGGGGGGGAGUGGGAGGGGGGAGCGAGUGGGCCUGGGCGAGUGAGAGGAAGGGUGAGGGCUGGGGCGUCAGCAUGGGCUUGGGCAAGAGCGAGAGUCGGAGAGGAGGAGAGGACAUGGCCAGGCUUGGAUGGGAAUCUAAGGACGGGAGAGGAGGAAGAAGAGGAGGAGGAGGAGGAAGAGGAGGAAGAGGAGGAAGAGGAGGAGGAGGAGGAGGAGGCAGUCCCAGGGCAGGCGAAUGGGGUGGGGGCAGGCGCACACAAGAGGUUACGGGUGAUGCAGCCAGGCGGCACUGCUGUGCCCCGUGGUGGUGGGGUGUCAUGGCAAGCCUGCCAUGUGAAUGGCGGAGAGAGAGGAGUGGGCGACAGUGGGAGUGAGGAGAAGCAGAGGGGCGUGAGUGGGAGUGGUGUGAGAACAAGGUCGCAGGCACAGGCGUGUGUGCAAGCAGUGGGCAAGGAGGCGGGUGCAGGUUCACCAGGUGCAGCCGCCUCGGUUGGGGGUGCGGGGAGGGAAUCAUCUAUGCACAGUGGUGGAUCAGGCUUAGGCAAAGGUGGGGUGGGCGUUGGCAAACGCCGGGUUUCUGUGGCUGAGUACAGAGCAGCUGUUGAAGGGUAUGUGGCGUCCCUGGUGGGGCCACUGGGGGACAAGCAGAGGGUGACACGGCAGCAAGUGAGGGAGAUCAGUCGCAAGGCAACAGACGAGGUGAGGAAGCAGGGCGUGUGUGUGAUUCCAGAGGCAUGGUGGGUCAGUGCGACUAGAAGUGCGAUUAGAGGAUGCCAGCUGGUUUGCCUGCAAAUCACUCACAGUGCCGUGCCAAGCCCCCUCACGAUCCACCAGGUGAUGGAGAGUGUCCGAGAAGGGGGCGGUGCUAUGGACCCUGACGCCUGCCUCACUUCGUACCUCAAGUCGAAGAUUCGGGACAUAGUAGACAAGUACAUGAAGGCGUACAUUGACUCUUCCACGGAUGGCAAAGAAUCAGGUUCGAUCAAGAGGAAAGGUGUACCCUAA